GAGCAGAUAAAAUAAAGUUUGAUCAUCACCAUAUUGUGGUAACGUAUGGCCUAGAAUUUUUUCUGAUGGUGGUGGUUGUGAAAAAAAAAAAUUACUCUUACGUGCCAGCCAAACUUUUAUCCAAUUUCAUUUCUUCAUUUUUCACUCUUUCCCUGUCUUUUAUUUUUUGAUUUCAACAAAAUGUAAAAAAAACAACAUAUCCACCCAAAAGGGAGUAGAAUACAUUGAUGAUUGAAUGUUGGGUGUCCACUACUAUCACCGUAAAAGAUCGUUAUCUAAUUUUAUUUUUUUUUUUCAUUCCCAGUGGUGGUAUCAAGGACAAAUCUCGCCAAAAAAAAAAAAAUGUCCAACACAGCAAACAAAUCAAAACCAAAAGUAAUCAUAACGAUUGUUACCCAAAGGCUAAAAGUAAAUUUACAAUAUAGAUUCAUAACAAUUUUUGGACACUUUUUUUCGUUGGUUGUGAUGAUUCGGUUGCUAUUUUUUUCCAUUUACCUGAUUUCACCACCUACACAUUGAUCAGAAUCUGCAGAAUAGGAAAAAAUCAUUCAUUUCAACGAGAAAUUAUCGAAAUUGAUCAACGAACGGGAAAAAAAUCAUUAAAAAUCAAAUGAAUGAUUGAUAUCUCAACUAUAUUCACCACCACAACAAUAGCCAACGACAUUAAAUUUUUGCCAUUCCUAAUGGUUUUUCAUCAUCAUCAUCACAACAACAACAGCAACAACAACAACAAAAUAUGGCUCAUAUUGUUGCCAACAAUAAUAAAGUUAAAAGGCAAAAACAGCAACAGCAGCCUCAUCUGAUUAUUUACAAUAAAAAUAAAAGCCACAAAUAUCGAUCACUAAUCUUCAUUUCAUGUUGGCAUUUCAUUUUCAUUAUAAUCAUCAUUAUCAUGUUAACAUUUUUUAGAUUCAUUGAUGCUAAUAAUUUAAGCCCAGAAAUGUUAAUAAAAAAUGUGAUCAAAGAGCAAUUAUCACGGCAACAACAACUACAACCGCAUCAGCCACAAUUACACCAUCAUAGGCAUCAUAUGCGUCAAUCAAUAUCAAAUGGUCAGGAGACAACAACAACAACAACAAAAGGAAUAUUGCCUCUAGCAUCGUUGACAUUACUACCUUCAUUAUCGAUAACUACAACGACUACUUCAACCCCUCCAACUAUGACAUCCGGAUUUUCAUCAACAACGAUUCCCGUAACGGCAAAAUUAAGAAAGAAAAAACAAACAACAAUUAUGCAAUCCAAUAAUAAUGGCCACAAACAAGAAAACAAUCAUCAAUCCUUGGAGGGUUUAAUCAUGAGAGCUAAAUCACCAAUAUCACAACGAAUGAACAAUAUAUUCGAUGUGGAUUCUUUUUUGCCUCAAGGUUAUGAUAAACUGAUGCCACCAAAACAGAAUGGAAAACCAACAAAAGUUCGUUUUCAUGUCUGGGUACUCGGUUUGGAUUCAAUCGAUGAAGGUUCAAUGACAUAUGUUGCCGAUAUAUUCAUGUCACAAUCAUGGAAAGACAAUCGUCUGGUCAUACCAGAUGAUAUUGAAUUCAAUGUUAAUGCCAGUAAUGAUCCACGUGGUCCAUAUCGUUUAUUGCCAUUAACAUUUAUUGAUAAAAUCUGGAGACCAGAUUCAUUUUUCAAGAACGCCAAAGAAGUGACCUUCCAAGAGAUGACUAUUCCAAAUCAUUAUAUUUGGCUUUAUUCUGAUAACACUAUCUUAUACAUGGUCAAAUUAACAUUACUACUUUCAUGUGCAAUGAAAUUUCAGACCUAUCCACAUGAUACACAGAAUUGUACGAUGAAAAUUGAAUCCUUAUCUUAUACGACCAAUGAUCUAGUAUUCGAUUGGGAAGAAUCCGAUCCAUUAGUUGUUGAAGAACAUAUUGAAUUGCCACAACAUGAUCUGAUCAGUAAAGAUAUUGAUUAUUGUACCACCGAUUAUUCAUCUGGAACAUUUGCCUGUGUUCAAGUUAUAUUCACAAUUAAACGUCGACUUGGUUAUUAUAUAUUUCAUACAUAUAUACCAACAUGUUUGAUUGUAAUAAUGUCAUGGAUAUCGUUUUGGAUCAAACCGGAAGCCGUGCCUGCUCGUGUUACAUUAUGUGUAACAUCAUUGCUAACAUUAUCAACACAACAUGCACAAUCACAGAAAUCAUUACCACCGGUUUCAUAUAUCAAAGCUAUUGAUAUAUUCAUGUCAUCAUGUACGGUAUUUGUGUUUGCAUCACUUAUGGAAUAUGCCUUGGUCAACAUUUUAAUGGCCGAUGAAUUGCUUAAUGGUGGUUUUGGUUUAAAUUGGUCAUGUGAACCGAAUACUGCCAAUCCUAAUUUGACUACAACAACAAGGAAUCGAUCACGAUCUAAUGAACGGCAACAAACUGAAUCGAAAAUAAUACAACGGUCACGAUCAGGAACAACUAAAGAAAUGCUCAAUCAACGCUAUCAACAACAACAGCAACAACAACAACAACUGAAUGCCCAUUUUUAUCAUCAUCAUAAUGCUCAUCAUCAUUCUCAUCAUAACCAUCCACCGUCUUGUUCCGUCCGUUCACUUAGUCUAACAAGGUUAGAUUUGGCUAGCCAAGUCAAUGAUUUCAAUGAUGAUAAUGAUGACGAUGGCGACGAUGAUGUUACUGCUGCUGCUGCUGCUGAUGCUGAUGCCAAUGCACGAUUCGAAUACAGUGACGACAUUAAAACGAAUGGAUCGACAGUAUCAAACUUACGACAUAGAAUUGGAUCAAUUUUCAAUUAUGAUAAUAAUAUAACGACGAAACCAAAAUUCAACGAUCGAUUCAAAAACCAUUCUGUUUAUAUGGUUCCGGAUUUCGUGUAGGCAGUACAAGUGAUGAUUCUAGCCCAAAACAGGAAAAAAUUUUUCAUAGCCGUAAAACAACAUUCGGUAGCCGUAAUGAUCUACA
Dermatophagoides farinae (American house dust mite) is the source of this 2909-nucleotide messenger RNA. NCBI's taxonomy places the organism in Eukaryota, Metazoa, Arthropoda, Arachnida, Sarcoptiformes, Pyroglyphidae. The record is from RefSeq and is a predicted model, not a curated record.